AUGAGCUCUGGCUUUGCUAAUCGAAGGAAGCCGCGCAAGGUCGGCGGAGCCGACGAGGACAACGACGAAGGAGAGCAAGACUCUGGACCAAUUGUGAAAAGACCGGUAAACUCAAAAACGAAGCAAAAAUCCAAAUCACGCCUUUCAUUUGGAGCCGGAGAGACUUCAAUGACGGAGGAUGGUGAGGAUGAAAGCGAGGUUAUUGUCCCCAAGAAACAUGGCUUGGGUAGGCGCGUGCUUGAAAAGAACGCAUUUCAAAGAUCGAUGACUCCGUCGGGGUCGAAUAAUCAGCUUCCGCUACGAGUCGGGCCCGAUCAAGAUCGACCAAGUUACAAUGAGGACUACCUGAAUGAACUUCGAAACCAAACGGCUUCAACCCCGAAACCUCCAGCCGACGAUACGAAUGACAAUGAGGUGGAUGUGGCGGCAAAAUUUGGUGAAGUCAUGAAAGUGACUGCUCCCUCGGCGAUCCCUACCGAGGCCGAAAUCAGGGAGAAGAAAGCUCGACGGGCAAGACUAGCAAAGGAACACGACAGUCAUAGUCUCACGGAAAAGGACUAUAUUUCGCUCGAGGAGAACGCAGAGGAUGAAUGGGAAGUGGCAGAUAGGGAAGAUCACAAGGAUACGAGGCUGGAGCGAGAUGAUGAAGACUUUGCGGAAGGGUUCGACGAGUACGUUGAGGAUGGGCGCAUAUCCCUAGGGAAAAAGGCAGAACGCGAACAAAAGAAGAAGCAGCGUGAAGCAAUGCGCGAGCUUAUUGAGGAUGCUGAGGCACUUUCGGAUGAGGAAGAUUCGGACCUGGAGGAGAAAGCAGCUUAUGAAGCAGCACAAACUAGAGCUGCAGUGGGUUAUGGCAAAUACCCCGUGGAUCGACCAAAGACACCCCCAAAGAUGACAUCGCUCCCACGUCUCUCAACAUGCCUAGACCGAUUGCGGAUGAAUCUUGCCGUUCUGGAGAAAUCUAGGUCACAAAUGAUCAACCGCAUGGAGGAGCUGAGGAAGGAGAAGGCCGAUAUAUCUGUUAGAGAAGUCGAGAUCCAGGCUUUGAUAAAAGAGACUGGAGAUCACUAUGAAAAGCUCAAACAGGAAGCUGGUGUCACACCGGGAUCCGAGGUUACCACUCCCGCAACUACUGAUCUCGAGAGCUCACGAGGAUUAGAAAAUAUUGGGUCGUCCAUGAUAUCCAAGCCAAACUCGGAAAGAGGCCUCAAUUUAGCAGGUGCUACCCACCCCCGGGUCAACCCCAUCAUCACCGUGUGCGACAUCAAACCUCACCGAAGACAACUCACACUAUUUCGUGGAGGCUCCUGCCCGAUGAAUCGAACGCCCUUUUUCUCUUUGGGUCGCGGGCCACUAUCCCAGCCUGAACCUGCAGGUGAACCUACUCGGGGUUUAGCUCUGAUUGAGACACCUAUUGAUGAGAAGGAUGGGGUUCCUCCACACCUCUAUCGCCAUUCGGACGCCACUCCAAUCGAGCUAUUCUUCGAUUUGUUUUUUGUUGCGAACCUAGCUACCUUCACAGCUACACAUGAAAUCAACAAUGUAGAAGUAUUAGCUUUAGGAGCCUAUAUCGGAUUCCUCGGAGUGAUUUGGUUCAGCUGGCUCCAAGUAACAAUGUUUGAUAUCCGCUUUGCACGGGAUUCGCUUUUCGAACGACUCUGCAAGGGAAUACAACUAGCGGCUAUGGUCGGAUUUGCUUCCGCAGGCACACGGUUCACCACGCAUGUUCAAGACGAGAAUGUUUGGGCCUUCCAAUCAUUGAGCCUUAUUCUCGCCGGAAGUAGAUUCCUACUGUCUCUACAAUACACCAUUAGUACCUUGUUCAUCCGCAGGCGGAUGAGAAGCGCUGCCAAAGGACUAUGCGUUAUAGCUGCAACCCUAUGCAUUUCGAGUGCGGUCCACUUGGGAAUGUAUUUUGCCUUCGGCGACGACUCAGCUCAUCCCUACAUAUGGACUGUUUGGUUCGUCCUGUUUUGGGUUGAAAUGUGGAUAAUAAUCGCCACCUCCUGUAUUACUCCGGGCAUCGGAUUUCAGGAUACUCACCUGAACGUCCGUAUGGGACUACUUACCUUGAUUAUUAUUGGUGAAGGUGUCAUUUCUGUAACAAGACUUGUCAACAAGACAGUGCAGCCGGGCGGCUGGACCAAAUGGUCGUUUGUGCAUAUUCUAGGUGUUACUACCAACGUCUAUUUUAUUUGGCAAGAGUAUUUUGAUCUUACUCCGAGACGGGCCAUGGGUACAUUUGCGCAGCAAAUCUGGGCCCAGCUGCAUUUUCCGUUUCACGUGGUUCUCAUCCUCCUCCUGGAGGGGUCGCAGAUUCUCGCCUUGACUUUGGAUAUCACUUUGAAGCUGCAGUAUCUUACGGAGACGAUCCUGUCCGCAUGUGAAGAGCCACGACCGGAACCACGAGUUGCUAUUAGGCUACUUCGGCAGACAAUAGAGGAUAUGGAGAUUCAGUACAGCCGAGGCGCAACUGGGGAACAGAAGGCAAUUUACGACAUAUUGAACGACCUUCCAAACCAUCCAAUCUGUCCCGAAAAUGGGACAAUUGGAUUUAGACUCAUUAGCAACAUGUACAAUGAUCUGGUUGGGAACGUAACCUCCGCCCUUUUUUCUAGUAUGAGGAUUGUGCCGCCACGUACUGCACAUGUUAGCACAAUGAGUAGCCCCCAACUUCUAAGAAUGUACGUUGAACUGUUGGGAUUUGUGUAUGUGUACUUUUUUCUUGUCGCGUCACUUGCAAUGUUUCUUUUUGCGGCCUUUGGACUCCUGGCUCGACGUCAUGAUAAACCGCUGGCUCUGGGAAUCGGGGUGGCAGUUCGUGUCAUCUCCGGUGUUUUCCUGGGGUGCCUCACCAUCUUUGCUAAGCAUUUUGAGCUUGCCUAUUCGUUCAUGAAAUCACCAACUAUACUGUACGCAUUUACAUUUGUAUUAUUUGGAGUGCCUCUCCCGAGUGACAGUUAUGUUUGUUUAUGGUUAUUGAUCCUGCUUGGUGAAUGGAUGAAUCACUUUUUAUUUACCAAUGAGCUCGAGGGGGUCGCCGGCAAGCAUGUUCCUUACGGUGAGGGCUAA
Aspergillus versicolor CBS 583.65 is the source of this 3072-nucleotide messenger RNA. RefSeq lists its product as uncharacterized. Gene Ontology annotation, biological process: spliceosomal complex disassembly. The transcript is spliced from 9 exons. The coding region runs from base 1 to 3072 and encodes 1023 amino acids. NCBI's taxonomy places the organism in Eukaryota, Fungi, Ascomycota, Eurotiomycetes, Eurotiales, Aspergillaceae. Gene Ontology annotation, cellular component: U2-type post-mRNA release spliceosomal complex. The record is from RefSeq and is a predicted model, not a curated record.